Messenger RNA from Acanthamoeba castellanii str. Neff, 3039 nucleotides. Its product is annotated as Myotubularinrelated protein. The record is from RefSeq and is a predicted model, not a curated record. Lineage: Eukaryota; Discosea; Longamoebia; Acanthamoebidae. The coding region runs from base 1 to 3039 and encodes 1012 amino acids. The transcript has 20 exons.
AUGGAGGGAGUAUCGGGAUCGAGGGAGUCAGUGCCUUCGCUCUCCGAUUCCACGUCUUCGCUCGAUUCGUCGUCCUCCUCGCAGGAGCGCACGUCGUCGUUUGAAGACGUCAUUUAUGAAAAUGAAAAUGGCGGCAAGCAACGAAUUCCCAUUGAAGACAUCGCUGCCCCCUCUACAUCUGCGCAAGCUGCCGCUGUGGGCGAUGCCUCGAAACCCAUCGACGCGAAGGGCAAGGGAAAGACUGUGGACAACGUAGAAGACGAAAAUGGAGAUGAGCUAGAUAGCGAACGAGGGGAGGCUGGGGUGAAGCUGGUCAAGGAGGGAGAUGAGAUUGACGAAGCGUCCUCUUCCAUCCUCGCAUUCCUCAAUGCCUUCCCGCGCAUCGUGCUGCGAGCGGCAUCGCGAAAAUUCGUCUUCGUGAAGGGCGGCCUGCUCAGCAGCCGCAUCAAGGCCACCUGCACCCACGCCGAUCUCGCCAACGACCACAAGGCCGGCCAGGAGCUCUUCAAGCCAGAGUGGUACGCGGGUGCCGAUAACGAACGCCUGCUGGCUCUCAAGACCGCCAGCGGCGCCUACUGGAGCGUGGAAAAGAAGAACGGCAGCCUGACCCUUGCGAAUACGGCCACGCCGCGCGAGACGGAGCUCUUCGCGGUGGAGUUGCUCAACGGCGGCAGCGGCGUCGCUUUCCGCAGUUGUCUCCAGACCUACGUGGGCCUCAACCCCAAAAAGAAGAACAAGAAGUCGGCGCGGUUGGGUGCCAGCGCGACCACGGCCGGAGUCUACGAGACGUUCUAUGUCAGCAUCAAGCUGGGCCGCUUCUCGACGGACAACCGCGACAAGCUCCACCGCUGGGAGUGCUUCCUCAUCCAGGCCACCGGCAACUGCUGCACCAUCUCCUCCUCUCACAAAAAUGGCCAGAUUCUGAUCGACGCCAAGGACAAGGGCUCGCAGCAGCUUUUCGCGCUCGUCCCCGCCUCGUCACUCACGGACUGGAAGUAUUACAUAAGAACGUGGUACAACGGGUACCUGAGGUGCGAGGAUCCGAAGAACGCGCACGCCCUGUUCGUGGCCGACGUGAAGGACGAGAAGCAGGCCACGCCCUUCCAGCUCCUCCCGCUCGGCGUGCCCGCCGAAGAACUCAAACUGCGGAGCCAAAACCUCUCCUCCAGCAUCAAUGCGCUGCAGACGACGAUCGCCGACGAGGCGGAGGAAACGGAGACUGAGUCCGAGAAGAAGGAGGAGACGCGGGACAAGCAGCAGCUGCACGACGCCAUGCGCGGACGAAGCGACACCACCCUCGCCAAGCUCACCGAGUCCUUGAAGAGCGAAGGCAAGGGGCGAUCGCCGUCGACGCUUCUGCGAGAGCACCUCAUACCGGGCGAAGUGACGGUGAUGAAAAUCGAACAAAUGGCCCACAUCGGAACGAUCUAUGUGACCAACAUGCACAUCAUCUACAACCCACAGUUCGUCUACAAUGACUCCGCUCCGCCGCCCGAAGACGACGAGAAGGGCCGGGCGAGGCGGAAGACCGUGUCGCGCCGCCGGUUGGCCAAGGGCUGGAAGGUGGGCCUGGGCUACAUCGACGCCAUCGAGUCCACCCUCGACGCCGCCACUCCGACCACCACCACUGGCGGCGGUGGCGGCGGCGCGUCGUCGGCCGCAGCGGCCGUCGGCCAACACGGCAAGCAGCACUUCAAGAUCAACCUGUACUGCAAGGACUUCAACGUGAUCCAGCUGGCGUCGCUGCCGGGCCACGACCAGACGACCGAGAGCUGCGCGGCGAUGGUGGACAGGCUGCAGGAGCUGACGUCGGGCUUCCGGGCGAGCGCCGGCGGCGACGACGCGCCGGCGUGUCUGCUCAAGCGGGCGCUCUACGCGCAGGAGGGCGGGUUCGCGGACGACGGCUGGACGCUGUACGACGCGCGGGCCGAGCUCGAGCGUCUGGGCUUCGGGCAGGAGGGCGAUCCGCACUGGCGCCUCACCGACAUCAACGCCGACUACGGCCUCUGCAAGACCUACCCCAGGGUGUUGGCUGUGCCGGCCCAGUUCACGGAUGAGCAGCUGCGAGUGGUCGCCGAGUACCGUUCCCGCGGGCGCCUGCAGUCGGUGGUGUGGCGCCAUCCGGGGACGCAAGCGGUGUUGAUCCGGUGCAGCCAGCCGCGUCGCGGCCUCAAGAUGGCCACCUGCCACGAGGACGAACGCUACGUCGAGUGCGUCCGACAAAUCAGCAAGGCCUACAGCAAGGAGAAGGAGCCCUAUAUCCAGUUCCUCGACGCCCGACCACGCGUCAAUGCCUUUGCCAACCAACUCAACGGCGCCGGCACGGAGGACAUGAGCAACUACAAGAAGUGCAAGAGGAAGUUCCUGGGCAUCGGCAACAUCCACGUCAUGCGAAGCGCCCUCUACAAGGUCGAGAAGCUCGCCUUCCUGGCUCACGAGACCAAGAAGGCGAAGGCGAGCCCGGUGGAGACGGAGGUGGACUUUGAGCAGUGGCUGAGCAAGCGCGAGGAGACCCUCACGUGGCUCGAAUACAUCGCCCUCAUCAUCUCCUCGGCCAAGCAGACCGUGUGCGGGCUGGCAGAGCUGCAGAUCGACCCCUACUUCCGAACGAAGAGCGGGUUCGCGAUCCUAAUCGAGAAGGAGUGGCUCUCCUACGGACACAAGUUCGAGGAGAGGAUCGGCCACCGGGGGCGCGGCGAGAAGGACAAAGAGCGCUCGCCCAUCUUCUUCCAGUGGCUCGAAUGCGUCUAUCAACUGUUGCUUCAGUUCCCGUCGGCGUUCGAGUUCAACGAGAAGUUCAUCCUCGAGAUCCAGCACGCCACCUAUUCGUGCCUCUACGGCACCUUCCUGUGUAAUUCUGAAUAUGAACGGUUGGUCGAGCAGCAGCUGCCCGCGAAAACGACGUCGCUCUGGAGCCAUCUUCUCGACCGGACGGCAGUUCAACAAUCCGACGUACGACGCGAAGGCGACGUCGGGCAUCUUGGACCCGUCCUCGAAGCACAUCAAGCUGUGGACCAAGGGCCACUUCCCCUUCCUUGA